AAGGGAAAGGAAGGGAAGGGAGCUGCGGCGCUCGGAGACCCGCCGGAGCCCAAAGUUUCCGCGCAGCCCUUGGGCAGCGGCGGCGGCGGGGCGUCCGGGACCGUCCUGCGUGCCGUCUUCGCCCCGCGGAGGGAACCCCGCGCCCGCUGCAGGCUUCGCUGAGUGUAGCGAGCGGCCACGCGGAGGCGGCGAGGAGCGGCCCCGCGGCAGCUUUGGAGCUGACUGUGAUGGUGAGUGGGAGGAGACAGCCACGUGACUAGCAGGGUCCUCACCUUGCUCCUCACCUCCAUCCUUAGUGAAGUCUGGGUGGCCGUCUCAGCAGACAAAGCUGCUGAGCUGCCUGCCGACAGGUGACCAACCAAGCGAUUGGAUACUCCCAAGUGUGUGAAGCUCUGUGGUUAGUUACCUUGUGGCUGUGUCACCAUUGGACAAAGUGGACAAGGUACCUCCCCAUCCACAAGACCUGUCAGGGUCUGGAUUCCCAGCACAGUCUAACCGACUAGCAAGCCAUCCAGAGGAUGACGUGGACCUGGAAACGCUGGUGAAUGACAUGAACGCAUCCUUGGAGAGCCUUUACUCAGCCUGCAACAUGCAGUCAGACACGGUGCCCCUCCUGCAGAACGGCCAGCACCCCCAGCACCCCCAGCACCCCCGCAGCCAGCCUACGGCCUCUGGCCCACGGCCCCUGCAACCUCAAGUGUCUCCUAGGCAGCGUGUGCAACGCUCCCAGCCUGUGCACAUCCUUGCUGUCAGGUCAAAGAUGAAACUCGUUCCUUUAGGGCGCCUUCAGGAGGAAGACCAGCAGUUUAGGACCUCGUCCCUGCCAGCCAUCCCCAACCCGUUCCCCGAGCUCUGUGGCCCUGGGAGCCCCCCUGUGCUGACACCAGGCUCCUUCCCUCCGAGCCAGGCUGCCCCAAAGCAGGAUGUUAAAGUCUUCAGUGAAGAUGGGACAAGCAAAGUGGUGGAGAUUCUAGCAGACAUGACAGCCAGGGACCUAUGCCAGUUGCUGGUUUACAAAAGUCAUUGUGUGGAUGACAACAGCUGGACACUGGUGGAGCAUCACCCACAUCUUGGAUUAGAGAGGUGCUUGGAAGACCAUGAACUGGUGGUCCAGGUGGAGGGAACCAUGGCAAGUGAAAGCAAAUUUUUAUUCAGGAAGAAUUAUGCGAAGUAUGAGUUCUUUAAGAAUCCAAUGAACUUCUUCCCGGAACAAAUGGUGACUUGGUGCCACCAGUCUAAUGGCAGUCAAACCCAGCUUUUGCAGAAUUUCCUGAACUCCAGCAGCUGUCCUGAAAUUCAAGGGUUUUUGCAUGUGAAGGAGCUGGGAAGAAAGUCAUGGAAGAAGUUGUAUGUGUGUUUGCGGAGAUCUGGCCUUUAUUGCUCCACCAAGGGAACUUCAAAGGAGCCCAGACACCUGCAGCUGCUGGCUGAUCUGGAGGACAGCAAUGUGUUCUCCCUGAUCGCGGGGAAGAAGCAGUACAGUGCUCCCACGGACCACGGGCUCUGCAUCAAGCCAAACAAAGUCAGAAAUGAAACUAAAGAGCUGAGGCUGCUCUGUGCUGAAGACGAGCAAAGCCGGGCCUGCUGGAUGACAGCGUUCAGACUCCUCAAGUAUGGAAUGCUUCUGUACCAGAACUACCGCAUCCCACAACAGAGAAAAGCCUUGCUGUCUCCCUUCUCCACACCCGUGCGCAGUGUCUCUGAGAACUCCCUUGUGGCGAUGGACUUCUCUGGGCAAACAGGAAGAGUGAUAGAGAAUCCGGCUGAAGCCCAGAGUGCCGCCCUGGAAGAGGGCCAUGCCUGGCGGAAGCGAAGUAUGCGGAUGAAUAUCCUGGGUAGCCAAAGUCCCCUCCACCCUUCCACCCUAAGUACAGUGAUUCACAGGACUCAGCACUGGUUUCAUGGCCGGAUCACCAGAGAAGAAUCGCACAGGCUCAUCAAACAGCAAGGCCUUGUAGACGGGCUCUUCCUCCUCCGUGACAGCCAGAGUAAUCCAAAGGCAUUUGUACUCACACUGUGUCAUCACCAGAAAAUUAAAAAUUUCCAGAUCUUACCUUGCGAGGACGAUGGACAGACGUUUUUCAGCCUGGACGACGGGAACACCAAGUUCUCUGACCUGAUCCAGCUGGUUGACUUUUACCAGCUCAACAAAGGAGUCCUGCCUUGCAAACUGAAGCACCACUGCACCCGAGUGGCCUUAUGACCUCACAGGUCCUCUCGGUUGAGGCUGGAGGAAGCGAACACUGGAAUGAAGACAAGAACACACAUCUAUUCCGCACCCUGGGACUCAGAAACAUGGGUUCAUUUGGUGCCAACCGACCAAGAUCGACUAGUUUGUUGGACUUUGUGAUGAUUUGCUGCUGUGUAUUCCAAAAAGAUCACCUCCCUCUGCAUCAGCCAAAUUAGGGAGGGAUGAGAGAUCGGCACAAGUGUGAGAAUAAACUGGAAUGACCAUCUUGGCUAGGCCACUUAACUUACGAAUGAGAACCGGAGAGAAGUGAUUUCGAAGUGAACUCUUGCCCUGGAAUAAUCUUGACAAUUAAAACUGAUAUGUUUACUUUUUUUGUAUUGAUCACUUUUUGCACUCCUCCUUCGUUAUCAAUAUUGUAUUUCAGCCUGUGGUAGGUGGGGUUGUGGCUUUGCAACUUUUAAUGAGACAGAAAAAGUUUGGAAUUGGCAGACUUCAGCCAAAAAAAAAAAAGUGGGUUCCCAAAGGUUUUUUCCAAGGGUACCCCGUACCUGCUGAGGUUGCCACAGUGUGGAUUUGGCUACCAAAUUAUAGACCACCCCCAGCCCUUCCCAGUAUACUUGAAAAGCUUUUUUUUUAAAAAAAAUUAAAUAAAAGGUGUCAACUGUGGUCAGCAUCUGACACGUUUUGCAGACUCAGGCUCCCACAGUCUGUCAAUCAUGGCUCUAGCACAGGUAUCUGGUCCUUUAGUUAUUAGUGUGUCUAGUGCAGGGGGCUUUAUUACUUGGGAAAAUUCACUGUUCCCCAGCAAAUACCACAUGGCUGAAUGGCUGAUUGACCUUGCCUCUAGACUGGUAUAAGCCAGACACCUCGGGACACUCUUGUGCCCACCAUCCACAGACAGUGGAUGCCAUGUUGUCUACUGGGCACCCUCAGCCUAGCAUUUCCACAGCCACAGCUGUGCUAGAAUGACCCCUGCCUUACCCUCUGCAGUGGCCUGAGCCAUUUCAUGACUGAUCUCCCUCGAGGAAUUAGUGGAUCUAAAAAGAAAAUGGCACCUGCCUGGCUUUGUGUCACUGUGGGUUUCCAUGGUGGUAAAGACAAGGAAACACUGCAGAGGCCAGUAUUUACAGGUCCUUGUUUGACAACCUCCAGUGUCCUGCUGAAACCUCCAUAAGCCAGCAGAUGGAAGGUGUCCAGCAGCAGCAUCUCUGCUGGCCCUGGUUAUGGACACUGGGGAGUUUAAUGAUGUGACAUUUGCAUCCCGCUCUGGGAAAUGAAUCAGACGCUGGCUUGAGUUGUCACUGGGUCCCGUGGCCCCACGGUGGACCCUUUGCUGUGUGCCCUUAGUUGUCAGGCAUGAGGGUGGCCAUUAUCUUAAGGCUUGACCCUUGCAAUGCAGACAGCACUUGCUUGACAAGUAUACAGAUGACUGUGGCGAGCAAAAGGCUUUUCCUUUCCGACACAGCACCUGACUGUCCCCCUUGAACCUGGGCUAGCCACUGGAUUGUCCGAAUGCAGCCCGCUGAAGUGCUCCCUAAGAAACUGGGAGGGACACAUGCGUAGUUCAAGACAGAUGUGUGAUACACUUCAGUAAGGCCGAUGAGCCUCAAGUGAGUCUAUGGUAUAGAAACACUGUAUUUUAGUUUACAGACUACACUCUGGUUGUUUUCCAUGAAAUACCUACUUCCACAAAUGAAGAGUUUUUUUUGUUUUGUUUUGUUUUUAGUAAAAACAUGUUCUUGACCAUAAAUGCAUCUUUUUCUCUCCCGGCCAGUUUAAUCAAUCAAGCCAUUGACAGUAAGGUUAAUUCUCAAGUUCAUGUCUGGCAGCACGCUUCACCGGUCUUCGCAUUAGGGAUGGAUACUUCAUUUUUACCAUUAUACCUUUUUUCUCUUUACUGGUUUUAGGUAACACCUUUCAAAAGAGAAGGAGAAAAAAAAAAAGCAACAAUCCUAAGAUUUCUUUUUUGUUUCUGUAGACCAGUUCCCACAGUGCACCCCUCUCUCACGGCUCUGCAGUAGACAGCUAGGAUGUGCAGUAUUUCAUAUUUAUAAGUAUGCAUUUUAUUUAAGAGGAGAAUAAAAAGGCUUGACUGAUUCACAAUUUUGUAUGUAGCUGGUUUGACGUAGUCUUUUGUAUUUCCCAAGCCGAAGUGGAUUGUUGGAGUCUGUAACCCUCCUUCCUGCAGGAAGCUGGGAAUUCCAUCUGAAACAGCAAAGUCCCUGGGACAGUUGGCAUCCAGCCCCCUUCCAGGGACUGAAGGACAUUUGACUUUUAUUUUUGUAUUUAAUUGACGUGAAUGUAAAGAGGACAGCUCAGGGUUGUUUUGGAGCCUGUUGACUUUUUAAUCUCUGCCUGUGAUUUUUCUUUUCUAAACGAAAACUCCAUGUAGCAACCUGGAUUAAGUCGAGAAGGAGAAAAAAAAAA
This is a messenger RNA of Castor canadensis (American beaver), 4618 nucleotides long. It is a transcript of the gene Grb10, whose product is annotated as growth factor receptor bound protein 10. Gene Ontology annotation, biological process: negative regulation of Wnt signaling pathway; negative regulation of insulin receptor signaling pathway; insulin receptor signaling pathway. Gene Ontology annotation, molecular function: insulin receptor binding. Lineage: Eukaryota; Metazoa; Chordata; Mammalia; Rodentia; Castoridae. The record is from RefSeq and is a predicted model, not a curated record.